CAACUAGAUACAGGGGGAACCUUCCUCUCUCGGUUCCCACCUCCCUCUUCCGAUCCGAUCUCGUCCUCUCACGUCGCUGGCGAUCGUCGGCGGCAACGGGACGCCGCCGCUCCUCUAGCCCUCCAGCCGACGAGCGACUAGGGUUUGGGGCACCCGUCCGCCGCGCCCCCCCGGGCCUCCCCAUCCAGAUCUGCAAGGCGUGAGUGAGCCCCUCCCGAUCCGCCGCUCGCCCAGACCGCGCCGCCCGUCCCGCCUGCUCGCCCAGUCGGCAGACCGCGAAGUUUUGGAAAGAUGCUGCCAAGUAAGAGGGGUGCUGAUGAUCUUACAAGAUUCUCAGCUGACAAUAAAAGAACUUGCAGUGGAGAAGAGGCAACUGAUUUUUUAGAUAUCUGGAGGGAUCUGGGUGUGGAAGUUGCAUCAAAGGUGUCUAGAAGUGUUGUCUCAAUUGGGCAAACUGUGCUAUAUGCAUCCUCUGGUGUAGUUAUAGAAUGUCAGUCUUCCUUCACAAAGUUUGUGACUUCAGCAAGUUUGGUUAGAGCUUUACAUGAUUCUGAAACAAAUGACCAUACGGUUAAGAUUGUAGUACGGCAUGAAGAAGAUGUGGCCAUAGGGUUUCUGGAAGAAUAUGAUUUGGAUUAUGAAAUUGCUGUUGUCAAAGUCAAGGCCAUCCUUGAUGUUUAUUGCGUGCCUCUCGAUCAUCAGGGAUAAAAAAAGACAAAUAAGACGCAUAGGUGUGAAACUUCUCCCUCGUCCUGAAGGUAGCAUUAAGAUUUUUGGAGACGUAUAUCCUAAUGGUGUCUGGAGUGAACUCGAGCAUGGAGUUGUUUCUCACAUAUUAAGAAAUCUUGUUGCACUUGCUUCAUUCAAAGGUGAAUCAAAAUUAAGAACAUGCACGGGAUUUUUCAUUGACUAUGCUGAUAAAUGCCCGACUAUUCUGACAUCAGCGAGCUUGGUUAGGAAAAACGACGCCAAAAUUAUUGAGGGCUUAAGGAUUGUGGUGUUGCUUCCAAACAGGGAACGCUGUGAAGGAAAAUUGGAACAUUAUAGUUUACAUUACAAUGUUGCUCUAGUCAGCGUCAAGAAUUAUACUGUUGAUUGUCCUGUGGAUCUGAACAGUGAGCAUUUAGAUUGGUCUACCAAGUUAUUAGCCGUGGGCCGUUGCUUUGAAUCAGGUUUAGCUAUGGCUGCAAGUGGAAAAUGUACCAGGUGGUCAGGCAACCUGGAUUGCAAAGAUCUUCAGUACACUGCAUGUACAAUCACUAAGGCUGGGAUUGGAGGGCCCCUUGUUGCUGUCAACGGCAAAUUUGUGGGCAUGAACUACUAUAAUAGGAACAUGGGAACUCCGUUCCUGUGGUUUGAUCUUCUCCGUGGAAUUCUGAACUAUUUUAAGACAGGACAAACAAAUUAUAUGAAGAUAAUCCAUGGUUCAUCAGGAUUACUUUGUAAGCUGGGCUGUAUUGUUAAAGAUGGUGAGCAACAACCACCAAAUAGGUAA
Molecule: messenger RNA, 1495 nt
Organism: Setaria italica (foxtail millet)
Lineage: Eukaryota; Viridiplantae; Streptophyta; Magnoliopsida; Poales; Poaceae
Exons: 11
Coding region: 626-1495 (289 amino acids)
Source: RefSeq, a predicted model, not a curated record